This is a messenger RNA of Peronospora farinosa, 651 nucleotides long. NCBI's taxonomy places the organism in Eukaryota, Oomycota, Peronosporomycetes, Peronosporales, Peronosporaceae. The record is from the annotation of a GenBank genome assembly.
AUGGACCCAAACGUGCAGAUAAGCGACACACGUGACGUGCCUCUGGAGGAGCGUCUGCGUCAAAAAAAGCAGGGAUUUGUCACGAAAAUACAGAGAGAGAAGGACGUAGCUACAGAGGGUAGUAAGGCGCACAGAGCUAACAAGAAUCAGCCAUUGGAACUUUCGUCCAAGCGGGCGGUCGGACGGUUUCGACAAGUGGUCGAAGUAAAAAAAAAACGUUUGCUGGAUCCACGCUUUGAGGCUCAAAGUGGACGUCUGAAUGAAGAUUUGUUUAACAAAAGCUACGCGUUCUUGGACGAAUACAAGCAGCGUGAGUUGCAGCAGCUUAAGCAACAGCUCAAGAAGACCAAGAGUGUAGCCAAGAAGGAUGAGCUCAAACAUGAGAUUGCAUUGAGGCAGCAGGAGAUGACAGAGAAGCAAAAGAGAGACAAGAUUCAAAGUGCAUUGACCAAAAGGAAGCGGGAGGAGCGCGAGGCUGUGGCAAGCGGCAAGGGUGCAUUUUACCUCAAGCGGAAGGACAAGAAAAAAGUGGAGUUGCAGGCCAAGUUCCAGGAUUUGCAGGAAACUGGAAGAUUGUCCAAGUUCAUGGCCAAGAAGCGCAAGAAAAAUGCCAGCAAGGAUCACAGAUGGUUGCCCACGCAGCGGAAAUAG